Hymenoscyphus albidus is the source of this 1114-nucleotide messenger RNA. Lineage: Eukaryota; Fungi; Ascomycota; Leotiomycetes; Helotiales; Helotiaceae. The record is from the annotation of a GenBank genome assembly.
ACCUAGUAGACCACAAAAUGUCUUUUGGGUCCAAGUCUUAGCUCGGAGUGAGAAGUCAUUGGCCUGCCCUGGGUUUCCAUUGUCACGUGUCGAUUUCUUUCUCGCCUCUCACAAUACCAGGGAUUCUUAUACUGAGAUUGAGGUGUUGGGUGUCAGCCACAUUACUUACAUUUUCCAGGCUCUGCCAUAAGCCAUUAUCCAUUGAUCGAAAAUACAACACUUCAAUCUGGUGAGGGUUGUCAUCUCAUGAUGAGAAUAUUUGCUAAACUAUUUUAUAGAUACAAACCAAUUGUUACUUAACGUAGCAGAACCCACCGGCGAGAUUACUCCAAGCUUCAAGUAUGUGUCCCGCUUUCAAUAUCAUAUUACAUCUUGGCUAGUGUCAAAAAGUUGUUAUGCAUGAAAAUAAUCAUCAUCAUUUGUAGCUAUCAAUAUUAUCAAAAUCCCUUCCGAUAGCUUUGGUAUGUCUACCGAGAACAUGAUAAAGGAAGGUCCCAUUGAGACGACGGAGCUAUGCGACAGCGAAACAAAACUACAAUGUGGAGUUCCUUCUUGUUCAGAAGAACGUGAAUUCUCAACAGAACCUCAGCUACAGUAUGGCAUGCUCUCGCUGAAGUUUUAAACCAACUGAACUGAUCGUCGAAAGGAAGCAAUGUAAAAAGUACAGCAAGCCCCAUGUUUGCAGUGUUCAAGGCUGUAAACAUCCACAAUUUGGCGACAAAGGAGGUCUUGACCGACAUACGCGUGAGGUCCACGGAUCAAAGACAUACUGCUGCCUCAUCACAACAUGCAAACGCCAUACGAGAGGAUUUCCCAGAAAUUAUAAUCUCUUCGACCACCAGCAACGCUGUCACUCUGGACAGUCACCCAGACCAAUGUUGAGUAGUUUGGUUCGAAAUGCGAGUGCUGAAGACGCUCAAGAUGGGAUUAAAGCAUUAAUUUCUUCAAAAUUGACUAUUGGUGGAGGAAGACUCCAAGAGGAGCUUGAAAGACUUUGUCCAUUGAGGAUGGAAAUUGACAGCGAUAUUGAGGCGUUGAAGAGAACUGUGGAUAUUAUGGGGGAAUCCUAGUAUACUUGACAUAUAAUUGCGUUUCGUACAUAUGUAAAGAAUCA